GUCGGAGCAGAGUUUAAAGGUUGCUGUUUGCUGUUAGCGUUAGCCAUAAAUGCUAAUUAAGAUGGACUGUCUGGGUAAAGAAAACAUCCCACCCACUGCCAGAGCAGAAGCACUGCAGGUCAAGAGGACCAAACAGCGGACAGUGCUCGGUGUGUUGCCAGAAAACGAGUUGCUCAGCCAGUCCCUUGGACAGUCAACAAAGCACAGCUCCAUCUUGGACGGCUCUCAGUUCACGUUCUCCAGCACCGUGUCCAGCGCUAGCUGUGACGUCUUCAUCGAUGAGGCCUGUGAAGUUGUUAUUUCUGCUUCUGGUGUAGAAGUGGUCUCAGACUCCAGUUUCCCAAAUGCCAAAUCUGCUGCCCAAAAAAAUCAAGACUGGAGAUACCUUCUGCAGCUGAGUUCAAGUCCAUGGCAGGACUCCUCUGACCCAGAUGAUCCGCUGACAUCAGAAGAACUCCCCAGUGUGUCAGAUUAUGCAGAGGACAUUCACAUUAACCUGAGGAAGAGGGAGGUGAAGUUCAAGCCCAAACUGGGCUACCUGGAGAAGCAUGCAGAGCUGACCAGUGAUAUGCGGUUGGUCGUUGUGGAUUGGCUGGUGGAAGUGGUUCAGGAGUACAAGUUUGGUUCUGAAACGUUGUACCUCGCUGUCAACUACUUGGACCGCUUUCUCUCAGGGACAGUAAAUGUGAGACGGAGCAAGUUACAACUCGUUGGCACAGUUGCACUACUCGUUGCUGCGAAACAUGAGGAGAUCUAUCCUCCUCCAUUGGAAGAGUUUGUGUACAUCACAGACAGCGCCUACACAAAGAAGCAGCUGAUCCGGGCAGAGAAUGUUCUGCUAAAGGUGCUGGCCUUUAGGUUGGCGACACCAACUCCAUUUCAGUUUCUUCACCAGUACAUGUGCAUUAGCGUGGUUUGUGUCAACACAGCAAAUCUCGCACAGUAUGUGGCAGAGUUGAGCCUGCUGGAGUUGGAUCCCUUCCUGAAGUACGCUGCAUCUCUGGUGGCUGCUGCAGCCUUUUGUUUAGCAAACUAUACCAUGAACAAAUCUCUCUGGCCGGAGUCCUUACAGGCUUUCACCGGUUACAGCAUUGGUGACAUCAUGCCGUGUCUGACUGACCUCCACACACUGUACCUGAGGGCAGAAAGUCACCAGCAACAGGCCAUCAGGGAUAAAUAUAAGAGUUCAAGGUAUUGUGGUGUUUCAUGGAUUACGCCACCUGUUGUCCUUUCCCCCUGAAUCUCCUCUCCGCCGUAUUUCUGAUGCUUCUGCCAGAACAUGAUUCAUAUUCCCAAAGUGCCACACCCUUCUGCACCUCUGCACAUUUUAAUAACACAAAGUCUUUU
Molecule: messenger RNA, 1347 nt
Organism: Thalassophryne amazonica
Lineage: Eukaryota; Metazoa; Chordata; Actinopteri; Batrachoidiformes; Batrachoididae
Gene: ccna1
Product: cyclin A1
Exons: 9
Coding region: 50-1240 (396 amino acids)
Biological process (GO): mitotic cell cycle phase transition; regulation of cyclin-dependent protein serine/threonine kinase activity
Cellular component (GO): cyclin A2-CDK2 complex; cytoplasm; nucleus
Molecular function (GO): cyclin-dependent protein serine/threonine kinase regulator activity
Source: RefSeq, a predicted model, not a curated record